GCGGUUGCUAUUUGCACAAAUGUUGAGGCAAAUAUUUGUGCGUUUUAUAAUGACACAAAAACGCUUCUUUUUUUGAAUUCCAUUGAAUGCUCAACAACGUGUAAUCUAAGUACUAUAAUUUUUUGUAAUUUCAUGAGGCUAAAAAUACCCUUUUUUUAAAAAAUGAUUUCGAAAUUAAACUGCGCAACAACAACAAAUUCUUAAUGAAGCAAAGGAUAAGACGCACGCCCAUUUUUCUUAAGUUUUUCCCGCCAAAUUUAAAAUAUUGCCUACGCCUGCUCUAACUUUUCAAACAUGGCGAACUUGACGUUCGAUUUAUCGUAUCCCGUAUAUAUUUAACUUCCCUUUAUUUUGUUUUGGUCAGCGUCAGCAGUAGUAGUGUGUGGCACAACAGAAGGUCUCAUCGACAAAUAUAUCUGCGACUUUCCUUUGAAAUUCGAGUUUCCGCAAUAGAUCUUGCGGUCCAUUAGGAAUUUACAAAAUGCCUUGGACGGUAAUUCUUUUGCUCGUGAUCGGUCAAAGCUGAGCUAAAAAUGGAAAGCGGCAAGACUUCUUUAAGAGAUCUGCAGCAGCUGCUGCGCUAUUUUUCCACUUACACGUAUAAGGCCAAAGAAACUCAUCCAACUGCCAACGAUGCUAUGAAAAAAUGUCUUCAGCUAAUAUCCCUGGAUUAUGAGUAUUCGACUAUUGAUAACUCUUCUGGUGACCUGAGCAACCGAUAUCCAAGCCACCUGAUUGUCCUAGAGGGUGAGAAGCAGAACUCUGGCAUCGAUCAUCAGCCAUGCACUAUUUAUGAAAGCACCCUAGACUCAGGAAAGAUGAGGGAGGUCAUUUCCAAGGCCAGAUUUGCUCGUUGCAGGUCUAGAUUUCCAGUGCCCGUCAUUCUUUACCGUGGAAAGCACAUUUGCAGGUCAGCAACCCUUUCAGGAGGUCCGGAGCUUUAUGGUCGGUCAGGAUUCAGCUUCUUGUUCUCCUCCAUGGGCAACAACCAGGCGCCUCCAUCACCCCCCCAGCAAAGUCUGAAUUUGGAGGAUGACGAUUUGGAUGAGGAGUCGGAGAUCGAUGCCUCUCUCCGAGGGGGUGAGUGGCAGUUGUUUGACAAGGUUCGCAACAAGGACAUUAAGCUGCUGAAAAUGCUCAGCAUCGGCACCAUCAUUGACUUCAUGGUUGAGAAGAAGAAAAUCAAAUUUGGAGUUUAUGUCACUUCAUCAGAGAAGGUUGACAAAGAGAACCGCUAUAACGACUUCAGAAUUCUUGCACUUCCUUACCCUGGUUGUGAGUUUUUCAAGGACUUCCGGGAAAACAAUCACUCUAGUGAUGGCCUUCUGUAUGAUUGGAGUCACCCGCAGGUGGACACUGGACUCUACAUUCCUGAAGACGAACAAAUAUCUCAUCUUCGUAUAGAUUGGAGUCAAUAUCAGAAAUGGGAUUUGACUGAGCUGACAAAAAACUACAUGUUGCUGAUUUUAUCGUACAUCCAUGAGGCCAAAAGUGGCCUGUUGGUGCACUGCAUCAGUGGGUGGGACCGGACGCCGCUGUUCAUCAGUUUGCUUAGACUGUCGUUGUGGGCCGACAACCUUGUGCACCAGUCUUUGUCGGCAGCAGACAUCCUCUACCUCAGCCUAGCAUAUGAUUGGAUGCUCUUUGGCCACCACUUAGCUGACAGACUGAGCCGAGGAGAGGAAAUUCUAUUUUUCUGCUUCCACUUUCUCACACACCUUGCCGAGAAUGAAUUCAGUCUCCACAGACCAAGGAAGAGGUCACCAAUGGUGAGCAUUUCUGCUAGACAUGAGUCGGAAUCUUCUUCAGUUACUGAUUUUGAAGAAUUAGAAGUUGAAAAGAUUUUGUACCCACAAGAAGGAUCGGUUUCAAGUAGUUUGAGCUCUAAUAAAAGUGAGGACCAUCAAGUUUUGUACAGCAGUUUGCCUGGGUACAUGGAACAUUCUCAGAUAGCAGGUUCUGGACAAAUAAGUGAAAGUAUGUGGGCUUCAGCUGUGAUGUCGAUGGAAUCAAAACAUUUUGAAGAUCAAAACUCUGAAUUAUUGUCCUCUAGUCCCAACCAGCGGAGUAGUCCACGCGUUUCAGAAGCCCAAUCCAGUCCCGUUGCAGUGCCAAAAGACAGAUUUAGACAUCGGCAUGACUCAAAUGGCUCGUUUGCUGGAAGCUGGCAAAUCAUAUCUGACCAAGGGAGUAUGCGAGGCUCAAACUCCUGUGGAGUGUCUGAUUCGGUCUUAUAUCUUAAAAACAGCACUACUACUUCUUACAAAGCUUCAGAAGACAUGACACAGUCGAGCAUUACUGUAAUUGAGAAUGACAGCUGCUUAACUUACGGAGAAAUUCCUCAGACGAGGAAAGAAAAGUUGAAAGCAGUGCAGAGCCUCUUUUUCAAUGUUUACCACUCAACUUCUCCUCUGCCUUCUGAAGGGAUCAGUCUCAGCUCAUUUCUUGGAAAUUUUGCAGAAAAAGUAGGCAUUUUCCAGACUGCCCACUCUUGAUAGUCUUUUGAGGAAUGAGUAGCAUCGGCAGGUGCAUCACACAAGACUGCACACAGAGUUAAUUUUCUCAUUUUGUUGUUACUUUUUCUUGAUUUUAACUUGUUGAUCAUUAGACAAAUUCAUUGUUCUAAAUUUUAUUUUCUACUUAUUAUAGUCAACUGUGACGCCGCAGAAAUUUUAAAUAAAUUUUUGUCAUAAAAAGUGAAAGUAAAGAAUUUUA
Messenger RNA from Neocloeon triangulifer, 2715 nucleotides. RefSeq names its product myotubularin-related protein 14 (gene EDTP). NCBI's taxonomy places the organism in Eukaryota, Metazoa, Arthropoda, Insecta, Ephemeroptera, Baetidae. The record is from RefSeq and is a predicted model, not a curated record. Bases 534 to 2495 code for a protein of 653 amino acids. The transcript is spliced from 11 exons. Gene Ontology annotation, biological process: dephosphorylation. Gene Ontology annotation, molecular function: phosphatidylinositol-3-phosphate phosphatase activity.